UUCAGAGGAGACUUGUUAAAAUUAGGGCCAUGAAGCAUUUAAAGUAACUGUGCUUCAGUAUAGGUUUCACAAACAAGAAGAUACUUCAUCCUCUGGCACAUCAGCAUAACAGUGUCAUAAGUAUAAAGACUUAAAAAAGAAUAUAUGAGAAAUACGUCUUUUCCACGAGGAAAAAAAACAGGUGUUCUUGAAGGAAAUUGCUGCUUUUGCAGAGGUAGAAAUGAAUAUGCUGAGGACAUAUCCGUUUAUGCAACCGUAAAUAUCCGUGAAUGGAUAUGAUAUGAAUCCAUAUGCCAUAAUAAGGCAUUGGUGUCUCUGCAGGUGUAGGUUACCGCUGGUGUCAGAGACGUGGUGCUCGUCGGAGCUCAACUUCCUCUUGGAUCACAAAUGUUGAUCAUCAUCAGUUUAAUUGUUUCUUCAGAAACCACAAAAUCUCUCUGAAUUUCCCCCUCCACAAAAGCAGCUUUAUGACUUUAUUUACUUUAUGACUUUAUUCUCCUAAAUUUACAACUUUAAUCUCUAAAUCUUAAAAAAAAAACACACAAAAAAAACAAUGUUGUCCUGAUCCUCUGCUGUAGUUUUGUCAGCUUUCUUAUUUCUAAUGUUUUUGAUUGCUGUAGCAGAGCGGAUCAGUUGUCUCUAAAUCUAUAAUGUUUGCUUAACAGAUUUUAGUGAGUUCAGAGAUCAUGCUCUCAUACAGCCUGAGCUGACUGUCUGCUGAUUUUGGAUUUCUUGUAUUUUCUUUAAAGACGCGCUGCGUCUCCAAGCGAGUCCAGCCUCUCACCCGAAAUGCGAAGCUGUGCAGCGGCACGCAAAGAAUUCUGGGAUACCAACGUCACGAAAGCGUGCAUAAAUGCACGAUUGAAAAAGGGGCGGGGGCAGUGUGGUUUUGAGACCGAAUUUGAAGCAUGCUUAGUAUUUUGUGCCAAAUGGGACACCGUUCGUGCCACGUGAUGACCUCACGCACGCUUCAAAUGCGCCGUUCGACGGUUAUGGUCUCUGAAAUGGGACACAGGAAGGGUACUUAAUGGCACAUAACGGCACAUAAUGGCAGUGCACUCAGCUAAGCGCCGUUAAGCGCGCUUAUCCCGAUGUGGUCUCUGAAAUGAGACAUAGCCAUUGUGUUUGCUGGUAGUCUGUUGGCAUCUAUAGUAACACAAAUGCUUUUUACUUUGACGUUGACUGGGCCCCAUUUGUAAUUAUCUGAAGUAUUUAUCUGCAUCAUAUCUGAAUUUAAUUGAAACCAUACGAGCAAGGACAAGCGUCUGUUUGGGGAUGGAGCUUGCUGGAGUGGAGAGGGAGGGGAGAGGAGGAGCUGAGGGGAAAACUGGUUGGGAGGGGUACAUUCAAGAUUUAUUCCAAAAACUGGCACUUCCUCAGUCCUGCCUACCCCAGCUUUAACCCCAUGAUUGAAAUGUCCUUUUCAGUCAUGGUCAAUAACACUAUGCACCUGUUUUUUUUUUUGUUUGUUUGUUUGUUUUCAGUUUUACAUUUCACAGGUGUUGCACAACAAGUCUAAGGAAGUUUAAAAAGUUAAAAUACAGUCAGGGGGGAACGAACUCUUGUAACCACCACAUACUUCAACAGUUUGUUGAGCUUUCUGUGUAACUUUGAAAUUACUUUUAACAUUUAAAAAAGUAUCAGUUGAAAUAGUGGUAUACCCAUUGGGAGGUUAUUAGCUUUGAGGUUGAUAGCCUUGCUGUGUAAUCUUGAAAUUUCACUGGUCCCGUUGUUCUAUAACAAAACAGAUGAAGGUGACAGUAUUUGCUUGUUUGUUUGUUUUUUUCUUUUCAGGACAGGAGCCAAUUUUACCUGUUGUUGAUUUUUCAUUUCUCAUCCUCUUUCUUUAAACAUUAUCUAAGACAUUCAUGGGAAAAUCCCUACUGUUUAGUUACUCCAUUAGAUAAUAUAAGGCUGAUAGGUAAGCUUUGUAUUGCUGGAAGAGGCUGGUCAGGUUACAGGAGACUGGAUUGUGUACUUUGGACAAUGCUGCAAUACAGUUCAUACCUGCAGGUGCAGAGGGAUCACCUUUUGAUUAAUUUAUAGGUCUAAUGAGCUUUAUCUUCUGCUUGUUAGGGUGCUACAAUCAUACUUUAUGUCAACACUUUUCAUUGCUAUGUUUUUAGUUCGCCACAGUUUUUGUACUCUCAUUAUUGCAACACACAUAUCUUAUUGUCCUGACCUAAAAACUCAUCAUUAAGUGGAAGUACAGAAAUAAAUGAUCACAUUUCCUGUUACUGCAGAGAUCUCUGUAUUUCCUGUCUUCUUUCAGGUCUUUGACUUGUAUAUCAUUUACAGUAUGUCGCCAUGAGAGCUUCACUUUGUUUGCAUUCUUGUUUCAGGUUUGUGAACACUUUCCACUGAAAAUGUGAGGAAGUGAACAGUAAAUCUUUUGACCUUGCAAUGACCAGUUAUCCCCUCCCUCCCCUAUUUCCUGCUCUAACAGAGACUUUGAACGUCACUGCUCAGUGUUUGCUCCUGUCAACAGUGUGGUAUGUGUGUUUGCUUUACUGUGAUUAGAAAUUAUUAAGGCUAACUCACAUGCAGUUUAAUGUUUAUGUAUCAUUGAGAGUCAUUCCUCACAUACACCAACCAGCUGUGGCUCAACCCAGUUCAACAAAAAAAAUCCUGUCUCAGUCAUUUAUGCAAGUAGGCAGAGAUUUAUGACCUGGAUAGAUUAUAAAAGCAAACAAACUUUAUGAAGCCCCUAACAGUGUUAUUGAAGAGGUAUCGUGGGUAUUGUGUGUACAUGUGUUUGUGUCCUAAAUGUGUAUGUGCCUCAGCUCUGUUUGCUCUAGUGUGUGUUCUUAAGCAGGGCAGCAGCUUGUUGCACUGAACCACAGAGGGCUUGUCACACUGGUUUUCCUGAACGCCCACACACAAACACGAACACAUGCUAUGACACAAACAUCAGCAGGGCGUGGAAAGAGUCCCUUUAUAACACUCCUCUGCUUUUCUGUCAGUUCUGCGCUGUAUUCGUUCAGGAUGGCUCUCUCUGGCAUCUCUCUUUAUAGCUGAAGGUGUGUGUUUCAGAAUCAGGAGUAGGCAGCUUUCCCUCUGUCAAGUCAGGAUGGCAGGGGACUGUGUUCCUGAGGGUCAAGACUUGAAAGAGUUGGGUGAGGAAGAGCUUUGGGAACUGAUCAACGACAACCGCCACCGGAUCUCCCUGGGAGCGCGGCCAUGCACCUUGAUCCCCUACCUGAGGCAGGCCAGGGUGCUCAAUGAGAUGGAUGUGGAUGAGAUUCUCUCUUGCCACAACCUUACCAACUUCAGCAUGAGAAUGAGUGAGAUUUCUGACUACACUUCUUGCUUCUUGUAUUUGAAACAGAGUUUAAAGCCAGAGAGUUGCAGUUCAGGUUGCAGAUUAAGUAUCUUUUAUUGAAACCGGUUUGUUUACAGUGACUGUCAAAUCUCUAAUUAAAAAAACAAGAAAUACUAACUAACACUCAAGUGCUCAGAAUGACUAUUUAUCACUUAAACCAGUAUUGCAUACUGCCUAUCAGAGUUUUAAAGUGUAAAAAUGUGCUUAUGUAAUUUUUCAAGUGUUUGAUUAUUGUGUGAAAAAAUGUUGCAUUCUCUCUGAAAAGAAAUUCAAAGGCAGUUUUUGUUUUUACUUCUGAAUUAAAAAGAACUGAAGAGGAAACAGUUUUAUCUGUCUGUUAGCUUUUGUUUUGAAUGCAUGUCUAAAAGAUGUCUGCUGAUUCAAUUGAAUUGGACAAUAUUGAACAUCCGCAUCUGUUUCCAGGCUAUAUGUUAGAUUUGCUGAGGACCCAGGGGAGGAAUGGUGCAGUGGCUUUACUGGAAAGCCUGAUGAUCAACCACUCAACCCUGUACACCCAAGUUACCGGACGGAAACCCAGCAUUGAACCUUCAAAUUUCAGUGGUCAGUGAUAUGGAGUCUUCAUGCAGUUUGGAGAUGGGAAUUUUUAUCUCUGUGUUUUAUUUACUGCAAACAGUGUGGGUCUUGUGAAAAGCUAGUCCCUUAAUUUAUUAGGAAAUUCUGGCAAAAACUUUGGUGAUAUUAUGUUCUCAUCCAUAAAUGCAUAAAGCCACACAAAAAAUGGGUUUGUAGAAGUCUUGUAUUGCAUGAGCUUGCUCUUGUCAAUAGUAUAUUAGAUGUUGAUAUGAUAUUAAUAUAUCACUAUUGGACAACUAAUUAAAAAAAACAGAGAAAAAGAAAAAAUCACAGUCAUCAAAGCAAGUACUGAGAUGAAAUCAAGCAAGUACGAUCAAAUCAAGUUUGGCAAGUGUGUUUUUGUCUAGCUAAUGCUAAACAAAAUCUUGGACGAUAUGUUUCACAUACCCAUACUUACUGUGUGUCCUACCCACAUUGCUUUCUUUGCAGGCCUGAUAAAGUACUCCGAGCUGACAGAGCAUCUGGUCAGAGCUGUGACAGGAAUGCAGAAGGAGCUUCAGGAAGCACGAUGUGAGGCAGGCAGGAUGAGCUCACGCUGUGCUUCCCUGGAAUCAGAGAUUGGGCAAAUGAUGGAGCAGGAUGAGAAGUCCAGAUGCCUCCAGUCUGAAAAUGAACGCCUCCGGAGGCACCUGUGUUCUUUACAACACGACGUCACUAAGCUUAAGGAUGAAAAGUGUGAUGUGUACAUGCGCUACACGGCUGCCAUUGAGGAGAAAUCAGCUGUGAACAUGCACCUCCAUGACCUCAACCUGCAGGUCAGUGUUUUUCUCCAUAAUAGUCGGUAAGCCACUUUAGGACACUCAUUCAUACCACCUUGGUGCCAACACAACUCUGACCUCUGGAGACGUACUAAAUAAAGUCAAGGUUAGAGAACUGUAACCCAAGCAUGGCCGCUUGAUGUUGAUUUAGAAUAUAAACCUACUGCACUAUGAACACUGCCAGUGAAAACUUUUGUAUAAUGUCUUGGUGGCUCUUCUGAAGCUCCUUCACAUCACCAAAAUAAUUCAUGCUUUGGUUUGGAGGCCUUGCGUAAUAUAAAGUAUAGUAGCAGUACAAAUUUUUUUUUUUAAAUGUGUACCAAGGGGAGGCUGCAUUGACUUCUGAGACAAUAAUAGAAAUGUACAAAAAUACAAAUAAUUAGGGAUGGGGAACAGAUUUUUUCAUUGUGCACUUGGAGAAAAAAUAGACGCACUGUCCUAAAUAUAGAGAGCCAGCCAAACUCUCUAAAUGAAAAACAUGAGUCAAGAUGUAGUGCUCUACCUCCAGCUUUAAUGUAGACUCUUGUAGAGUAUGUUGCUUUCUACAGAACUGUUUAUCAGCCACAUUACACAAACUGUGCUCGAAUAUGUAAAUAUAUGCUGCUAAGGUAUGAUGUGCUCACAUAUCCUAGACCUAGACAUAUCAGCCGUAAUCUAGCACUAAGCAUCAAAGGAAACACAAUAUCUAACCCAAGAAAAUUUAUCUUUGAUAAUGCAAGAUGAGCAUGUGUAUAAAAAAAGAUUACUUACGGGCAAUGCUCACGAUGAGCCAAUCUAAGUAUUGAAUGAAGAAUAACACCAAGCUGGUCUGCUGAGAUCUCUCUGCAUUUUAUACAAGUGGUCAUACAACCAAUAGGUGAUGCUAAAGCAAAGUAUACUGUUCUAAGUGCCUGGACAGCAGUUUAUAGCAUUGAGGGAAAAAAGACCAAAUUUUGUGAAAAAUAGUUCUGAAUGUGGAAAAAAAAAGACUAAAAUGAAGUCUGUGAUUACUUAGUCCAUUGAGAGUUGUCAGGGACAAAACACUUCUACACUUGCUAGCAAACAUUAGCUCUCCCUUCCUCCUUGUGUCUGUUUACUUGUAAGAAAAAGACAAUCCAUUAUCAAAUCACAUGCACAAGGAAAAGCAGUGUGUUGUCUGUGCAAUCUCUGGUAUUUAGUCUUUUACCUUGGUGUUGUUUUUCUCUGAUCUCAUAGAUUAGCACAAUUUCAGAGCCAAGCAGCUGGCCAUGACAACAAAGGUCCUCCUCCCUUUGUUAACACCAUAGUGAAUUCCAAGGAGUCACACAGAGGGAGUGUCUGAGAUAAUUUCUUCCCCAGCUGUAUAUCUUGCUGAAGGCAUUUGUAAAUGUUAUGUUUGAACACUUAUGUUUAGAGCUUUGUUUUUGGUUGUCAGUGCAUGAUACAUCAGUAUAUAAAUGAGGAAAUGAAAACACAAGGAAAAGACAGAUCAAUUACAGUACCAUACAAUCACCAAAAGUUAUCACUAUGUUACCCUUCAGACACUGGUACUUCAGCACUUCUUCAGCAAUGACUACAACUUACAUUGAAUGUCCUCUGACUUUGUUGAAAGCAUAUAACACAAACCGAGGGAGUUAAAGCACUUUAUGUGUGAAUUCAUCCUUAAGUUUAUCUUCGUUGGACAUAAAAAUAGACCACGUCAAUUUUCUGAUAGUUUGCAGAAGAGCUGACAUGAAGAACGUGAUAGUAUUGGGUUUCAGAACAAAAAUUCCUUUCUCGGAUCACAGAAGGACAGAAGUGACCUGUUUUCAGCUCCAGGUUAAGAACACCACAUCUCACAACUACAGGGUGUGGUGAGACUCAGUUACACUAAGACAUCUUAUGGUCACUGUUUAGUUGUAUCCACCAGGAUAUGCCAAAUUGCUUUGUGGACUGCUGUUUUAUGUAGUGAGUUUAACAUUUUUAGCUGUUGCAAUUCUGAUGCUUUUGAGACCAUUAGUGACUGUAUUUAGUUAAAAAGGUAGUUUGGCAGACAGUGAUUCAUCAAAGUCUCAUGAUUUGCACCUUUUGGGGCAUUACUACCCACCAGGCCUGAAGUGGAAAAGUUGUUUCAACCUGUGGUAAGUUGCCCUCUUUCAGGCCACCCGAAGCCUUGCUUCAGUCCCUACGUCAGAGUUUGUUUUCCCUGACAAAUUCCAAGAUGUUCAACCUGUAAGACAGGUUUCUGUUAAUUAAUGGCCAUAUACUUUUACUUCUCAAGUUGGAGGUAUUUCUCGGAGAUUCCACCAGCUAAGAUAGGGAGACAGUGAAAGAGGAAGAGAAAGUUCAAAAGCUCAGAAGUAAAGCUAAACAAGUGUCUCCAUAUUUAUUCUUUGGUGUGUGUGUGUGUGUGUAUGUGUGUGUGUGUGUGUGUGUGUGUGUGUGUGUGUGUGUGUGUGUGUGUGUGUGUGUGUGUGUGUGUGCGUGCGCGCUAAUGAUCAUAAUGAUCACAUGUCAGGGAGAUGUGUGUAUGGCAUGUGUUCAUUUUUGAGAAGUUGUUCCCACUUGAACUUAAGCUGAUGACGUUCAUUACAGAUUAUGGUGUGGUUUGUUCUCAGUGAAGUUAAAGCAUCAUGAACUGCAUUAUUAAUGCUGACAGCCCUAGUGGAAACUAACGAGAAAAGCCGUUCAUUUAAUGAAAAAAUUAAUUAAUAGCAGGUAUGUGCAUGAUCUGGAAAAAUGCUGUUGAGAGGCACAAACACAGCCAGUUGUGGUAGCUGAGGUGAUGCCACACGCUUAAUAAGUAAAACUGACUUCAAAAGUGUUAAAGCCUAAAACAAAUACAAACUACUUUUAACUACUUUAUGUACUCAGUAUGUAUAUACCACCCCUAAUAAAACAGCACAUUUUUCAUAUUUAUUUGCAGCUGAACUCUUGAAUUAUUGUAACUCUGGUAAUGGCACAAAGUGGAUCAGUUUCCUACCACUUUCCAAAAGCCUCAGAGAACAAGAACAAAUACUUUUUCAGUCUGUGGACAAAUUCUUGCAUGACCAGAGGGAUUGUGGUGAAUUACUCAUCAUAGAUUUGUAUCUAUUGCUAAAUGUAAACAGUCAGUUAAUAAACUGUGCAUUCUUUCCCUUGAGGAAUAUAGUAGUAGUUUACCACCAACAGGGUGUGACUGUGGAAGCAAAUGCAUGUUAUAUCCAUUGUAAAGUGCUUUGAGGGUCUCUGAAAAAGCGCUAUAAAAAUCUGAUGCUUUAUUAUUAUUAUUAUUAUUAUUAUUAUUAGUAGUAGUAGUAGUAGUAGUAGUAGUAGUAGUAGUAGUAGUAGUAGUAGUAGUAGUAGUAGUAGUAGUAGUAGUAGUAGUAGUAGUAGUAGUAGUAGUAGUAGUAGUAGUAGUAGUAGUAGUAUUGUCCAUGAAUUGAUAUUAACUAAUUUCAAGGACCUGCAACUUUUGGCACCUUGGCUCUGUUUUAUUUGAAUCCUCUAUUGAGAUGCUCUACAAUUCCAUUAGGAUUUCACUUGUAUUCAUCCAGAGCAUUUGAAUCCAUGAUAUAUUGAAUGUUUUGCUUAAAAAGGACCCUCUUGAAAAUAUUACUACAUUAGAGUAGAACAUAAUUAAGUGUUAAUUUGUAAUUUCUCACAAAUGUGCGUUUUUCAGUUAUAAAAUAUAGAAAAAAUGCAAUGAGUAAGCAAUGUUGUUCUUGUGAGAUUGCAGGUGUAUCAGCUGCAGACAGAGCUGCAGAAGGCACGCACAGAGAAUGAGUUCCAGAAGCGACGCUCGCUGAGGUGCACCUCUAGCGUUGACACUCCUCAACUGCAAGAGGAGGUCAAAAGUCUUCCCUGUCAGCUUGUAAAGGUGGAAAACUGUUAAAUGAUCAAAUCUAUGUUAAAAUCUGAGAUGAUGGGGGACUUUGAGACUACUUCCAUGUGUAUGUCUCAUACAGUCUGUGUGUGUUGUGUCUCUGCCAGGCUCACCAGGACAUCCUGGCCCAGGAUCUGGCUGAGGCUAUAGGCAGCCAAGCUGAGCUCGCAGAGCAGCUCAGGUGUUACAGAGAGGAGGGUGAAAAGUUGUUAAAAGAGAAACAAGCAGUGAGUAAGGUUUUUUUUUCUGUAUUUUCAGUCGUCAUGAAAAGGCAAUGCAGAUUAUGUUUUUAAGCUAUUAAGAGCCUUUGACUGUCCCACUGCACCUCUGAGCCUUAACAUGCAAAAGCCUUUGGUCAAAAUUUCUAAUCAAAGUUCUUUUUUCUUUUCUUUUUUUUUCUUGAGCUCUCAGUUUUAGUCCUUUUAAAAAAACAUACAUAAGAUUUGAAGCAGAAAGUAACAAAACAAAAAGGAGAUUGUUCAGUGGUAACAAUGUACAGAAUCCAUUUCAGAGAACCAAAACUAAGGUUUUUGUUUGUCUAUCGGUACAUCGACUUGUUUAUUAAAUCAACUUGAUAAAGCUGUAGAUAUCUCCCUGAAACACUUGUUGCCACAUCAGAUUACCAUUUUUGUGUUUGGAUUCAGCUCCUGGAUCAGAAGGAGUGUCUGAACCUCCAGGUGCAACAGCUGACCCUGGACUGUAAAAUGCACCAGCAGAAGAGCAUUGUGAUCCAGAACCAGAUGCGAGAGCUGCAGGCAGAAAGAGAUCAGGUGAGGAUUUGUCACUCUCUCAUUGACUUUCCUUUGGGAACUCUAUUAUUGAGGCAUUUUUUUCUGUUUCUCUUUUUCUCUGCCUUUUAACACAUAUUGUCGGCUGUUUUUCCUGUUGCAAUGUCAGCUAGUCAGAUGUCAGCAGUGCCGAUGUGUGGAGAUCAUUUGUCUGUCAGCUUUUUGACAUUCUUGUUUCUAUGUUUUGUAAGUGUCUGUGACAAUAUUUAUAUCUAAUUGCCAGGAGACACCAGUAAAACCUGUUUAAUGAAACACUAUUACUUUUGUCACUGAACAACACCUAAAUUAGCUUCCACACCCUGCCUUAGAAAAGAGGUUCUUCCAUAAUUUUCAGAGGUGAGAGGGGGACUUGAUAACAUUUAUUCUUUAUUUAAAAGAUAAAGAAUUUUUUUUUAAAUGAGCUCUUAAACAAGCUCAGUGGCACACAAUCUUCCUUCCAACAAACCGACACCACAGAAAAAUGUCAGUGGUGUAGCAACAUUUUUCCAAAAGUGACGAAGGUUGAGUAUAAACUUUGAAUAUGUUUAGCAGAAUAGAAGCCUUAUUUUCUGAUUUGUUUGGUUUUGUUGACUGCUUACAGCAGGCAUGUUAGAGUCCAGUAUGUAACAAUGACCCAAAAUGUAAUAACUGGUUGAUGAUGUAACAGGAUUCUGAGCCAUAUUCUGCAUACAGAAUGGACGCUGUCUGCCUCCUUGCUAGGUAAAGCCACCAUGAGAACAGCACACUCUGGUGAUGGGCUGCAGUAUAGGUCAUAAAUCCCGCCUCCUUCAGAAAUCCCUAUGAAGUUGUGGACAAACUUUAGAAAUGAAUUACACAGAAUAUGAUUUUUGCGAUGUUGACAUGUAGUUAUCGUAAGAUUGGUUUGUGCUCAAGUCCUCUUUUUAAUGUGCAGCUCCGCUUUUAAAAGUUAUUAGGAGGUUUAUAUUUUCUAUGAUUGACACUUGUAACAGCCUAUGGGCGUAUGAAGAUUGUGUAGCUCAUCUGAGGGAUACACUGUUUGAGCCGAGCGUCAUCACAGCGACUCUCAGCGACUGUUCUGCCAAAUGCGUACAAUGUUACUGCGUAAGUGGUAGAUCCUGUAGGUGGAGAAAAUCCUGGAAAUACAGAGAGCUUUUCGGCUUCAAAUCUGUAUAGUGACGGAAGGUGGAACCAAGUUGCCCAUAUAUGGUAUAUGCAGUGUUUCCCCUAGCUUUUUCGCUUUAGUGGUGGUGGUGGUAGGGAGGUGACAUAGACAUAUGUCACUCCGCAUACGUCAUACAGGGUUGCAGGAGAUAAGUCAACACUGUUUUCCGGGCUGGGAGAGCUUCUACAAGAGAGUGGCCCUCAUUUAUCAAUCUUGCGCAGAUCUGAGUGCAGAUCUGACACAGGAUUCAUCCUACGAUAGUACACACGUGACAUUUAUGAAAGGGUUCUUAUCUGACCAAUCCCAGCGUACAUAUGAUCAGGUCUUGAUAAAUGCGGCGGCUUAAAUCGAUCGUCAUUAACAUGUUUACACCCUUAAAUAUUCGUGGUUCAGAAGCCUCGCCCACUGAGGUCAAACAUUAAAGAGGAGAAAUAUUACAAAGAUUCGAAACUUUUCCAAGCUGAAAGUGGAUAUCCUCAUAUCUGUGGUGGAAACUAACAAGGAUUUUCUCUUUGGAAGCAUCAAAACUGGUAUGAAAGCAGUCCAGAAAACUCCUGUCUGGAGCAGGAUUAUGGAGGCGCUGAACAGCGCCGGAAUAGUGGACAGUGGCUGAAGUUUGAAUAAAUCAUUAGUCAAUAAGUUGCUCAUGAAGAUAAAUUAAUAUCUCAUACAUGCCUCAUAUUUGUUUAUUGCCGUGACAAAGGGUACGCCGCUCCUGUUAUUGAAAGUACUUAGUUUUAAUUUGUUGCGUCUUUGUAAUGUAGAGCAGACUGGAGAGUCUGACAGAGGCUGAACAAAAAUAAUUACUAACUUCACCUAGCGGUGUGUUGCUGCCCCUGAGGCACAUUUUUAUGGAUUUCUAUUGGAUUUUUAUCACUGAUUAAAUAGUAAGAGUACUUUCUAAACUUACACUUUACAUGUCAGAAUCCAUCGAUAAGGUCCUGUCUCCUCUGUACAGCACCUUUGUGGAGUCUCUUCUCGUUAUUGUUCUCCGGACAUCGGGUCCUCCCGUUGCACUGGCACAGCCAACGGCACUCCAUUCGCCAGUGCAACUUUGUACAAAACUGAACUGACCCAAAUGAUGUUCAUCACCCUUUCAGGAGUGUACAACAACGUCCCCGCAGCUGGGCCAAGACAGAGACACCUGCCUUUUAGGAGUCAAAGGCAGCGCUCCACAGUGGCGCGUGUGCGCAAUGUUAAAACAGCGCUCCUGCUCUGUGGCAGUGUUUCUGGGCAGAGUUAUCAAAUAGGCCUAUUCACUAAGGACAUAACAAAUUUAUUUAAUUUUAUUUACAUCUUAAUCUUUAAUGAAAUCUGGCUGAUUGUGCUUAAUGACAGGUUUGAGGUUUGUAUAUCAAUUAUUUUGAGACAGACAUUUGCUGCACCGCAGAUCCACACUGACUCAAACUUGCGUACACGAUGUCAGACCUGUCGUAAGAUUUGGUCGUAGCGUACACUCACAUACAGAUUGAGAAAUGCUGAUCCUCACGUCAAAAUUGUCAUACGCAAGGUGUACGCAAGUUUUCUGCCAUACGCAAGCUUGACAAAUGAGGGCCAGUGUGUGGUGUCAGCAAAACUACAUACCAUCUUUUUGAAGAAUGCAGAUAUUUUCAAUUGGGGUGCUGAAUGUUUGGGGACAGUUUAGUGCUCCAUGACUAGUUUUUUUAUUGUUUUGUUGGUGGCAAACACAAUGGAAUGGAGCCUGGCAGGAUAUGAGUGGCUAGCGCUCAUGACCAGAAUACCAGAAUCAGUAGUGCUGUCAUGCCACGCCUAUGAACUACACGGCACGGCACGUCAGCAUGUGUGUAUGUUGUGAGAGAGAGAGGCAUUAGCAGAGAUCCCCGCUCCUUGCUGAAGACUGGAGAGAUAGAUUUUUCUUUAAAGUUAUAAAACGGUUGCGAGCUUUAGAGUCUGAAAUUACAUAAAUUAUAUUUUACAGGCAAUUUUGUUUGAUAAAAAUAAAAAUUAAAUGUAUAUAUUAAUCUACAACUUCAAUUUCUGGGUUGGGAUCUCAUUGGCAGGGCAGACCAUCCUGCUAAAUACACUAUAGGGGAAACACUGCUAUGUUCUGAGCUCAAAAUGUCACAACUUUUUGCCCACAGUGUAACAACUUUUUAAAAAGGUGUGAAAAUUGUGAAAAUUUAAAUAAAAACAGAAUACAAUGAUUUGCAAAUCCCUUUCAACCUAUAUUUAAUUGAAUAUACUAUAAAAGACAAGAUAUUUAAUGUUCAAACUCAUAAACUUUAUUUUUUUUGUUGCAAAUAAUAAUCAACUUAAGAAUUUAAUGGCGGCAACACGUGACAAAGAAGUUGGGAAAGGUGGGAAAAAUACUGAGAAAUUUGAGGAAUGCUCAUUAAACUCCUAUUUGGAACAUCCCACAGGUGAGCAGGCUAAUUGAGAACAGGUGGGUGCCAUUAUUGGGUAUAAAAGCAGCUUCCCCAAAAAUUCUCAGUCAUUCACAAGCAAGGAUGGGGCAGGGUUAACCACUUUGACUAUUUGCUCACGCAGUUGUUCACAAACAGUUUAAGAACAACGUUUCUCAAAGUACAAUUGCAAGAAAUGUAGGGAUUUCAACAUCUACGUUCCAUAAUAUCAUCAAAAGGUUCAGAGAAUCUGCACGGCUGGAAACCAACAUUGAAUGCCCGUGACCUUCGAUCCCUCAGGCGGCACUGUAUCAAAAACUGACAUCAUUGUGUGAAGAAUAUCACCACAUGGGCUCAGGAACACUUCAGGAAACCACUGUCAGUAAAUACAGUUUGUCGCUACAUCUGUAAGUGUAAGUUAAAACUCUACUAUGCAAAGCGAAAGCCAUUUAUCAACAACAUCCAGAAACGCCGCCAGCCUCUCUGGACGCAAGCUCAUCUAAGAUGGACUGAUGCUAAGUGGAAAAGUGUUCUGUGGUCUGACGAGUCCUCAUUUCAAACUGUUUUUGGAAAUAGUGGACAUUGUGUCCUCCGGGCCAAAGAGGAAAAGAACCAUCCCGACUGUUAUCGAUGCAAAGUUCAAAAGCCAUGAUGGUAUGGGGGUGCAUUAGUGCCCGAGGCAUGGGUAACUUUCACAUCUGUGAAGGCAACACUAAUGCUGAAAGGUACACUACAGGUUUUGGAGCAACAUAUGCUGCCAUCCCACCAACGUCUUUUUCAUGGAUGCCCCUGCUUAUUUCAGCAAGACAAUGCCAAGCCACAUUCUGCAUGUGUUACAACAAUGUGGCUUCGUAGUAAAAGAGUACGGGUACUCGACUGGCCUGCCUGCAGACCAGACCUGUCUCCCAUUGAAAAUGUGUGGCGCAUUAUGAAGCGUAAAAUAUGACAACGGAGACUGUUUAACAAAUUAAGCUGUACAUCAAGCAAGAAUGGGAAAGAAUUCCACCUUCAAAUCUUCAACAAUUAGUCUCCUCAGUUCCCAAACGUUUAUUGAGUGUUGUUAAAAGAAAAGGUGAUGUAACACAGUGGUAAACAUGCCCCUCUAAAAAAUACUUUGGCAUGUGUUGCAGCCAUGAAAUUCUGAGUUAAUUAUGUUUUUUUUUUGCAAACAAUAAAGUUUAAGAGUUUGAACAUUAAAUAUCUUGUGUUUGUAGGGUAUUCAAUUGAAUAUAGGUUAAAAAAGGAUUAGCAAAUCAUUGUAUUCUGUUUUUAUUUACAUUUAUCACUAUUUCCCAACUUCAAUGGAAUUGGGUUUUGUACAUUGUGGAUCAGUUACCACAUUUUUUUUUAUUACAUGUCAGGCUCAACACUUUUGUUACAUUGUCAUUGUUACAUAUAAGAAAGCACAUCUUAAUGCCACACCUCCACUUAAGUAAGGGUGUGGUGUCAAUAAUUACAGCUGGAUUUCCUCCAGGCUGGAUAUGAGCCCUGCUCUCUCAUUAAAAGAGACACUAUAAUGCCAUUUGGCAUUAAGGAUGCCUGAAGUGGGGGGAUAUCAGACCUGCUUACUUUUUUUGAGAGCCGUUAUGUUUUGCUUGAAUAAGGUGUACACUUCAUUUCAUUUCAGAGUUUUAAAAACUUUUAAUAACACAACAAGAUGGUCUUAUGUCCUGCCAAAAUAAGAUAAGAUAAGAAGAAAUUAUUAUGAAUUAUUAUGAAUUACCAGGUGUUGUUUUUGGUUGACUACAGCUGUACUCUGUAACGUCAUUAAUGCUAUGAAUUAUGACAUGUACAGUCCGACCACACCCUGCUUGAGGGUGUGAACAUGCUUUGAUUAUCACAAACAGGUUAUAAUUAACAGGAUCAUGCUUGUUGUAUGUUGUUGCAUAAUUUACACAUCUGCUGUUCUGUGUCUCUUGCCAUUUUUUAUAAACUGUUGAUCUACAAAAGCUUUGACAGAGGGUAUUUAUUAGGAAAACUGAAAGUCCUUUCGAGAUCCAGUGACAAAACAGCCUGAUGCUGUCUUGAGCAGCUGUCUGUAGCUUAAAGCUUCAAAAACAUCAACAGUGCCCUUCAUUUUUCCCAUAUUUAAAUAUGUUAUGUAAGAGUUUUUCUCUCUUUCAUCAUAGCCAAUUAGAGGUAUGACUUGUGCGUCAUUGUACCACAAGUUUCUGUGAUGUGUUUUUCCUACAUUGUUGUGUCCAUGCGAAUACGUCAAAAAACUGAAAGAUUCCAGCUUAAGGUGUCACAUCAGUGAUAUCCUGUGUAACACAGGGCCUACUGGCAGGGACGUCAACACCUACAUUGACACUUUUUAUUGCGCAACUUCCUCACUGAUCCCCUGGCUGUCUGAAAUACCUGAUUCUGGUGAAUCAAAACACUGUAACACCAUUAUGUAAUGCUGAAUGGUGAAAGUGAUGCCUUGGACAACUAGAUCACACAAGUUGUAUCAUAUAAGGUCAAAUCUCGGAGAGGAGUCUGGCAGGCUCGUUUAUGAAGUUCAUCAUUUCACCUUAUCCUGUUAAACAGUUUCAUACUCUCUAUUUGUUUGAGGAGCACAAAAGUUUAAUAACAAGGGGAAAAAAAUUAAAGGGAGUUGAAACACACAUAAGUCGAAGUAAAAGAUACGUCAAACAAAAUUAAGACAACAGACACAAAGCAACCACAAACCAUAACCGGUUUGAGUAAAAAUAUCAGACUGAAAAGUUACAAGGAAAGAGACCUUAUACAGGUGCUGCUGGGUUACAGGGGUGGAAAUAGCUCUGGAGGUAGAGCGGUCGUCCAUCAACUGGAGGGUUGGUGGUUUGAUUCCCCCCUAUUCCUAGUCUGUCUGUUGUAUCCUUGGGCAAGACACGUAACCCGCUUUUCUUCCAGUGUGUGUCCUCCAGUGGUGUAUGAUAGUCGGAGAUGCUGUAGGUGCGAAUUGGCAGCCAUGUUUCUGUCAGUCUGUCCCAGGAUAGCUGUGACUACUAAGGUAGUUUACAACUACCAGGGUGAGACUGUGUGAGUGAAUGAAUGAUGAAUCCAAUGUAAAAGCGCAUUGAGGGUCUAAAAAGCGCUAUAAAAUUUGAUACAUUAUUAUUUUCUACAUCUGCUCAGAAUGUCAGUGGGAAAUGUGAGCAUUUAGAUUUGACCAUGAUUAAAGGAUUGAGGUUGAUAAAAACAGUAAAGCAGAACAGUAUCAAGACUUUGGUGUGAAUGAAAAUGUUGUUGUUUAUGAAUGUGUAUGAAACCAAAUCAACCUGAAAUCAAUACAAGUGAGUGGACAAGAACCAUAUGCAUUGGGAUUCUACAUUGCCUUUUGUCCCUUUCUUUCCCUGACUGAAGGGAAAGAGCCUAACUGAAGCCUGUACUUUUAUGAUCUAAGUGAGAGGUAGCACAAUCAUGGUCAUCAUGACAUUGCAAUUGCAGCAUGCAGGUGUUCAGCUUAUUCUGUGUAAAAUAAGUCCUGUUUGGUGUAAAAUAAUCAAGCAUGGUUCAAUGGUUUACAGGCUUACUUAUCAAGAGAUGAGGCGCAGGGAACAAUUGCUCGUGUUUUUGCUGAGAAGGACACUCUGAGGAGUCAGCUGGUGGAGCUCCAAGAGCAUGUCUUCAGCCUGCAGGCCAGCCGCAACUCCAGAGGACAGACGCUGAGCUGUGAUGUAAUGUUUGGCACAAGAAUAAGGCCGCACACAUUAAAGACAAGCCAUUCAGGAGUGAUGGUGUUAAAGUAGUGACCUGAACAUUUGUCAUAGGAGACAGAGAUGCAAUUGGAGAGCCCAAGAUCUAGCUGUGAAGAUUGUCCCAUCAGCCCUAGACGAAGACUUCGGCGUAUGGAUGCAGUCAAUCCCAUGUCGAUGACUGCCUGCAAUCCAGAGGUUUGUGUAUCUUUGUCUCAAUUAUAGACUCGGUAAAUCAGUUUUAGGAGAGUUGCCAGAAGCUUAACUGCUAUAUUAAUCCCUAGUGUGCAUCAUAAAUUGAAAUGUUUGAAAAAUAAAAAAACAUGCAUGGAAAUGAGUGAAUGUCAGUCCCCUAAAAAACCCAUUGUUCAAGUUGUUUUAUACUGCAGCUGUUUGGACAAGUAUUCUUUUUUGUUAAAAAAAAAAAGAGAGAGAGAGGUUUUGGUGGUAUUUGAAGACAACAGAUAUACACCUAUAACCUUUUUGAAAAGUUUAGAAUUAAAUAUAGCAACUAAAGGUCUUAGGGCUGAGUGCCAUAAGUGUAGUAGAGAAAUUCGAAAGCAAUUAAAGACAAAUAAUCACAUUUAUAGUAUUUACAAAAAUGGCUUGGUUCGUUUGGUAUCUACAGAAGAUGUUUUUUUGCAAUUGCAAUGUGCUUUGUGAAUUACUUCCUUAAAUUCAGACUAAUUGAGCAAAGUAUAAGUUCAAAAAGUCUACCGAGUCAAGCUCAGUCAACAGUUCACCAACUGAGCCUAACAACAGCUCAUUUUAGCUCAUCUCAGCAAAUUCCCUCAGCACGUCAAAUGUUUAUCUGGACCCUUCAUGGAAAGUAGUGUUCCAUUUAAACUGCUUCAGCCUGCCUGCUCAUGCUGCUUCCCUCGCAAAGUGCUUUGUACCCUGUUUUCACCACAGCUUCUCCUUUUUAUGGUACGCCUGAUUUUUCACGAGUUGUGAACAAUGCCUGCUCUGAACCUGGUAUGCACAUGAAUGUGGGGGAGGUGUACUCUCCCCGCCUCAGGCUUUUUCCACAUAUGUACGUGGAAGGGCAGGGAAUUUUUAGAAUGGAGCCAAAUACAACUUAUUGCUUGCAAAAUAUCUUUUUCUUUAACAAAAGUGGUCUUAAUUAACAAUGUUUUUUUUCUUUUUUACUGAAGAGCAAGUAUGUAUUCCAUGUGUAUCUUUUUCAGUGUGAAGACCCUACAGCUAGUAGUAUCCGAUCCAAUAAUGCAGAGCCCCCAGGUCCAGAUUCUCUCCGCAGAAGAGAGGAGGCCCUCUAUGCUGAUAGGUCUCUGUUUUAAGUAUCACAGUUAUUGUAUUUCCAUUUUCUACGCAUGCAUCUUUGCAAGUAUAUUUAUUUUUAAAUGACAGAGCUGUUGGCAGCAGACCCACCAGGAAGGAAGUGUCUUUGCAUUCCUUUCUGUUGUGGUUAUUGUUCCAACUUUCAAAUGGAUCAUCAAUUAAACACAUUUAGGUCACAAAUAAGUAGAGUUAUGAGCAGGUUUCAGAGGAAAUGUCAGCUUAAAACACUUUUUUUAACAUGUCAGUGUUCAAAGUGAGAACAAGGGUUUAGACUUAUUGUUACUUACGGUGAACCCACAAAACCUGUCUUCAGGUUUAGGACUGACAGAUAGUUAUGUCAUACUUGGUAUUUCCUCAUGUGUCAUGUAAGCUCAGUUUAAAUCUCCUGAACCAACAUUAUCAAUCUUUGUGGACAUAUUUUUGUGUCAGAAAGGGACAGGUGAGUUCAUGUAGCUCUUCUCUCUCUUUCUAUCUUAUAGCUUGGAGCAAGCUGAGGCUGAUUCUCUUUUGGAUGGCUUUGUUUUUAUUCCCAAUGGUAUGUAUAGCAAACAUGUAAAUGUUCUUUGUUUCAGUGAGUGUUUGUGUGUUUAUGUGUAUGUAUAGAGGGUGCAUGGGGGGCGGGUGACUGUUGUCUGGCAUGGCCCCCUCUCGCAGUUUUUCCCUGUUGUACCUCUGCCAGGGCUGUAAAGUGACAUAUUAACUCAGGCACAUUAUUCUCGAGGAAACAAACCUGAUGCCAAGUCAUUAAACAGCCCCUCUUUUGUUUAGUGAUGAGUGAAGAGAAGCACAUGUCCAGGCUCUCCUCUGCUAAUGAUGGGUGAGUCUGCCACCAAAUCUGCCUUGUUGUAUUUACGAGUUCGCUGUCACAACACAUUUUGAACAAGUACACUGCAGUCUGCUUGAUUGUAUUUAAUAUGUUAUCGUCCAUUAAACUCUCAGGGUGAUAGAAAAUUCACAAGACGAAAAAUAGAGAAGAGAGCUACGUUAUCUUUGAACAGCAACUGUCGACUGAAUGCCUCCAUCUCUAGCCCAUAUGUGAACUUCUAUUUUAAUCAUCAUUUAGAGACAGCAUACUGAAAAAAUAAUGUCAAACUGUAGAGCAGCAAGUGAUCCUUGGUUUUGAGUGUAAUCCAGCACACUAGAUUGGAGAGAAAAAAAAAAAACUAUUGGAGGUCUACAUUUCUGACUCUAAAAUUUAAAAAGUAAACUAUGAAAGGUCAGAAUUGAAAGGUACCUUAUCCACCCCUCUAAUCUGUGAAGCAACAGUAUCUUCAAAGAAUACAAUAAUUCAGACAAACUAACUAAUGCUAUAUUCAGUUUCCAACAAGUGUGAUUUCAAAUUUGCAGUUUUAGCACCAAAAAAAAUGCAGACUUGGCUUUCAUUACCAGACAGUUCUAUGUCGUUGACAGCCUAAGUCUAAGUCUAUCUAAACCACUCAACAGCUCUUUCAAACAAAAAGUCAGCACAUUUUCUUAAGCGUAGAACAUCACCAAAUAUGAAACAGUCUCUCCAUUUAUUUUGUCACAGACUUGAUUUGAUCACAAGCUGUAAAAACUCAAAUCCCAAAUGGAUGUCAUUAACCUUCAUUCUGAAAAUAAAAAAAUGUAGAUUCAAUGCUUGAGGUUUGGCACAGUCAUGAUUUAAGCCUUAUAUCAGCACCUACUGUCAUGAGCCAGGGUUAAACAAAAGAAAAGGACCCAAAUGCAGAACAAAGGAUUUAAUUAAAAAGAACUAAAUGAAAAAACAACAAAAACUUUCUUUAAAAUGUCCAACUCAAAACCAAAGGCAAAUCUAACAAAAGACACUGGGGAAAAAAAAAAACACAAGAGGACUAGGGAUACUACCACUACCACUACCACUACCACUACCACCACUACUACUACUACUACUACUAAUACUACUACUAUGAAAGACACUCACCACAAAUACAAUGAACCAACAAAGACAGAGGGGAAGACAGGGACUACAUACACACACUGGAAAAUGAGCAACAGGUGAGGCAAAUGAGACAGGUGAAACUCAUGAGUGACUAACGAAGGAGGGAAAACUAGGGAAGUGAAACCAGACCAGAAACCCAGGGAAUCGACUACUACAAAAUAUAACAGGACACACUGAAAACUGAUCUAAAGAAUAAAACACAGAGAACAUGAGGGAAACAGGGUCAAACACAAACUGAAAACUCACAAGACUGGAUCAAAAGAACAAUAGGUGACAGACACUAGGGAAAAAAACAGAAAAUACACUCAAAUAACAAAACCAGUGAAAAACUAAAUCAACAGAACAUAUUGUGGCACCUACUUGCUAAAAAUCCAGAUUAAAAACAUGAUGCAUUGCAAGUAUAAUAUUGUCAGUGCUCUUUGUUGGCAUGCAAGCAUGAAGCACAGAGAGCUAAAAACAACUGAGGCUGAUGAGAAUUUGACUGGCUCUGCAGGUCUUCAAUUCUCUGUCACUGUAGAGGUGGUGAUUCAUUCACUCACUGUGGUAACAUUUCCCCCAUACAAAGACAUUUUGUUUACCUGUUACCUGCAAUACAGCAUAAGAGAUGACACAAGGGUCUACUCCCAAUAGAGACAUAAAUAUCCAUACAGAAUUUACAGACAAUCCACACUGCAGUGCUUGUGUAAAAAGUGAAUCUUUAUUGUCUACUACCAUAAAUGAAGAGAUGAUCCUUUGCUAUGAGCACAAGGCCAGAACAGUUUUAUCCUAUCUUUAUUAUCUUUUUUUGCUCUCUCUCUCUUGCUCUCUCAGCAGCCUGUCAAAAACCUCAGCCCCUCCUUUCCUUAUGCGUUCUCGUCCAAAAGCACUCCGCAUCAACGGCAGAGUCCUCAGCAUCUCUUUCCAGGGGGAAGCGCUGCUCAGCCAGCUGGCAGUGAUAGGAGGCAAUAAGACUGGAGUGUUUGUGCAUCAUGUGACAGAAGGUAGCGCUGCCCAUACUGUGGGGAUCAGCCCCGGGGCACAGAUUGUGCAGGUAGGUUUAAGAGUGUCUCUGGUCACUACGGUCAUUCUAACCUUUCUAUGCACUGUGAGGGUGUUUCCAAUGAUAUUGUUGAUCUGUAGGUGAAGUACCAGCAGAACCAGAAGGCUCUGAGGAUGGUGCUGGAGGAUUCCACUUUGGAGGAGGCUUUGUGGGCUCUUGGCCAAGUCACAGGCCCCUGUCAGCUCUCCCUCCGGCCCAAACAGAAUGGUGUGUUUUUAAGAUUGCAUAGAAAUAUGUUUUGCUUUAUGCUGUACAUCCAAUAAAGGAAUGUUUGCAGCCUUAAUUAUGUUAAAGCCUUUUAAAUAUAGGGCAUUGUCUCAGUAACCUUGCCCACUGGUCUCAGCAGAUAUUUUGGUUGACCUAACAAGGGGCACGUUUCCUGCUGGAAAUCAGCUUGAGUACCUGCUGAAAAGUCACUCUGUGUUCUCACUGAACAGAUAGGCACGGUCUUUGAAAAUGCACAUACGGUUCUCCAAGUCCUUCAAUAGUGCAAAAUAAGACAUGAUACUUGUAUAUGUAUUUGUAAGACUUCUUUUGAGGUUGUCCUGUCACAGAUGAAUUUUAUAGCUUGUCACACCAAUCAUUCAAAAUGUCUGCUCGAUAACUAAUUGAUACAUUUUGUAUAGAGGCAACGGAGAACAUGUGUGUGGUUUGAGAUUGCUGAGCGCUGUGACUCCUUUAAUGUGUUCUAUUUGUAGUUUCACUGUUCUACCACUAGAUUUUGUGUGUAAGCAUGGUCAGAGUUGUGUCUAAAUUUACGCACGUUCCUUAGCACAAGUACAGGUUGAUAAAUUCCAUACUUUGCGUGGGAAUGUUUGUAUGCACUCAUUACGCACACAUCUGUGCUUACACACGGUCGAUAAAUGAGGCCCCUAGAGGGAAAGACACACUGGCAUCACAGCCAAAAAUGCUGUGAUGCCAGUUAUGAUUGAUGAAUUUCAGCAGCUAUCUGUAAAAUAAAGGGCCAAAUGCCAAAUAUUAGCUCUGUUUUUUCUGACAAAAGCACAGUACAUUGUAAAACUUGAAAUGAGUUAACAAUAAUUCAGCUAUAGAGCGAGUGAAGACUUUAUCUAGUAUGAUACCUAAGAUACAAAUGUGCAGUCCUCUUGGUCACAUUUCCUCCUGUGCCUUUCCAGACUAUGAAGCACUGCUGCAGCAGUUACAGAGUAAUGAGACAUCAUCAGGGGACUCUUUUUACGUCCGUGUCAACAUGUCCUUGCCUGCUGGUCCAAAUGGAACUUUAGCCAUGUCCUGCAACGACAUCCUUCAUGUGACCAACACACGACCAGGGGGAACGGAGGAUUCAUGGAACGCCAGCCAAGUUCAUCCCUGUCAGCUACUGGACCUUCAGAGUGGAACAGUUCCGAACUAUUACAGGUUGGUGCAGUGAAAGAUAAAUAUCCACUCAUCUGCACCUUUAUUGGAUACAUCUUUUGGAGUGCUGUGUUGGACCUCUUCAGCCUCCAGAACCACCUUGAUUCUCUGGCAAAAACUAAAAGGUGCUGGAAACAUUCUUCUUUCAUUGAUAUGGGGCAGGAUGGAUCUAUGCUUUUAUGUCGUCUACGCCAAAUUCGAGCCACACCAUCUAAAUCAAGACUCAUCAGACCAAGCACUGCUUUUUCAAUCUUCUAUUGUCCAAUAUUGGUGAGCCUACAUGAAUAGUAGCCUCAGUCCCCAGUUGUUAGCUGACAGCAGAGGCGCUGCCAGGUGUGGUCUUAUUCUGCUGUAGUCCAUCUGCUCCAAGGUUAACUGAGGUUCACAGAUACUCUUCUUCAUAGCUUAGUUAGUCAGUUUUUUUAUUUUUUUUUAUUUAACAACAAAACAGAGUGACGACAACAACAGAAUCAACAACAAAAAGAUAAAAGAUAAAAAAAUUACAAAAAUACUUUUGUGAGGGAGGGGAGGGGGAAAGAAUUUAUAUAAUAUGUAAUGGAGAAUUUAAAGAGAAAAGAAAAAAAAUCUUAAUUGGAUUACAUUGGAAUAUCUAUAUAAUAAUAUGUAUACAUAUAUAUACAUGUAUACAUAUUAGUCAGUAUUGUUGAGGAGGGGAAUAAGAGGGAAGCCAAAAGUCAUCAAAAAAAUUGACAGUGAACUGAAAUCACCACAUAAGGCACUUAAAAUGUCCCUUUUUAUGACACAGGGCACAACGGCUUUUGAUCCAUGCAAUAGAGGAAAUUAGCUUCCAGACUAAGAAGUCACAAAAGGUAAGAAUGAUGAUAAAUACUGUCAACUGUUUAACCUGUCCAAAAUAUCAAUGGUGAACUUCUUCCCUUAAAGAUUUUUACGUGUCACAAGGCUUGGAGGGUGGUGUCUCAGAAUAAAGAGAAAGCAGUGAGGAUCGUCAGCACCGGGCGACAGGGCAGGAACCCGUUGUGGAUCAGUGUGGAGGAUGACAAGGCCAAAAGUGCAGACUCAGGUGUUGUUUCACGGCCUUGAAUCACCUGUUUGAUGAACAUUUGAAUGAUUUUUCUUUUGAAACAUAUACCUUUAUCCAAAAUGUUUUCCAUUUUCUAUGCAGGUGAUUCAUCAGCAUCUAAAACCUUUAUGUCCCUCAUGCCUUACACUCUGGUCACACCCCACUACCCACCCAUCUGCAGACCCAUCUUGCUGCUGCCCAGCAUCCUGGGUCGUGUCCUGGACAAGAAGCUGGCGGGAUGGCAGGGCUUCCAGCUGUGUGAACCUGGUGAGAAAAUCUCUGUUGUUGUGCAUUUCAUUCAAACCUGUGUGUUUAUAUUUCAUAUCUUGUUAUGCUGGAGCAAUGUGUCAGCAAGGGCUUUUUUUAGAUGCAAAACAACACUCUUUUAUGCCCCUUAGGAGAAAUUUGUUUAAUUAACAGAGCACGUGCAUCUGUUGCCACAAACCAGGAAGGAAAUUAACUUUGUCUAUAAACAGUAAUAAAAAUGAGAGAGGCUAUAAAGACAGUAAAUGUUGGUCUGUGCACUGCUAUGAUAAGGUGAAAUGAAAGCUUUAUGUGCUUUGCCAGGAAGCUGUAUUAUUUAAAAGACAACUGUAAUGAAGUGAAUACAAAAACAUGUCAUCCAGACUCAAACAAAUGUCAAUGUCUCAAUAGCCACGAAGGUAAAGAUGCAUAACACUGUCACAAAAUGAAAAAAUGCACAACCCUUGUACACGUCUUCAAAACAUAACCACAAAGAUGUUAUUAUGCCGUGACUUUUCUCUCAAUUUCUCUUUCCCCUUCCUCUUCACCCUUUCACUCUACAGAGGUGCUGAGCUCCAGUGAGCAUGCAGUCCGUCUGCAGAGGUCUGAGAUCCUGGAGGAGUCUGAUCAGGACAGAAACUGCUGCUACACACUGCAGAGUGUAGAAAAAGUCAUGAAGAAGGUCAGAACCUCCAACACAAACUGCCAGAUUGCCUUAGUCAAUAAAAUUCCCACUUGAAUAACGUUAUGAGCUAGGCAUUUGAAUUACAUGUUGCUGUGGAUUAUGAAUGUGUAUUGUGAUUCAUAGAUGAUUAAGCUGCUUUGGUGUUGGGGCACCAGAAGAAAUCAGAUGUAUCUGUGUGGGCGAUGUGGGUUUUUUUUAUAAUAAGGUUGCAGGGUCAUGAAAAUCCCGAGGUGAGGUGGGAAGAAGAAAACCUAGAAAAAGAUGGAAAAAGGAGGGAGGGUUGGCAAGUAUGGGCAUAGUUUACAGGGGGUGAAAUCCAGUGACACCUUCCCUUGUGUACCAUGGUUGUAUGUUGAUAAUGUAUCUCACUAUUGGAUGUCAUUGUUAUGAAAUAUUGAAUUGCAAAUUUUGUGCAUUUGGUGGAAGGAGAGGUUGAUAGACAUAUUUUGAUGGAAACGAAGCUUCAGAUGACACUUGUGACAUGACUGGCAGAGAUCUCAUUUUUGAAUUAGAUUCAUCUUUUUCAGUCGCACUCAGCUUAUUUGUAUUUUCUGUGUCUGUCCUAACCGAGAGUGGUUAAUGCAUCUUGAGAUACUCGUAUUGCCUGGACAAAAUCCUACUGCUGUGUUUCUCUUAGAGCAGUGGCAGAGAAAUGGAGCCUUUAAUCUCCAGCACCAUCUUCAGGUCAAAAUGACACACUUCCCACAUCAAACUGGGAGCAUUCCCAUUAGCUGACUUUUCUUUCUGCAUCCUAACUGAUUUCAUAUUCACUGUGCACAUAGUAAAAUUAGAAGUAUGUGCAUCUUACUUUAAAAAAAUAAUUACAGCAGCCAAUCCUGGUUUGUGUUUUGCCUCUAGAAUCUUCAUCCCUCCUUUAAGACUGACCAUUGCAUUUUUGCACCUUUGAGAUAAUAUCUUAACCCCCUUAUAGUCAGAGCCUGCAGGUGAAGGCUGGGUAGUAGAGUUAAAAGUUAAAUCACUGGACUGGACAAGGUAGCAGUGGCAAAACAGAGGCAGAGACGAAAAAUCUUGCAGCUUAAGUAGACCACUGAAUCAUGGGGAUAUAUUGUCAGGUGAUGGUGAGAAUGAGGCAUCACAAAUGUGAAAUCAAUGCAGCUUAAGUGGCCUGCCUGAACUAGCUCCCACUAAAUGAACUAUGAAGACCUAAAUAUGAUCAUGCCCACACUUCCAUUGCACACAAGUUAGCAAUCUGCAUGAGUUAAUUCUAUCCAUUCCUCCCUUCCUUUCCUAUAACAGGGGAUCCACUGCGUGCUGCCUUUAGGGCUGGACUGUGUGCGUCGGCUGCACAGGGCUCAGAUCUUUCCCAUCAUCAUUUUCAUCGGCCAGUCUGCACGUACUGCACGUAAACUGAGGUAAACUUUCCUCCUCCUUUUAACACACCCUCACAGAGCUCAACUCUUUUCUCAUGACACUGAUAUCAGAUUGAAAUGAUCUCCAAAAGCAACCAGGUAUGACAACAAAGAAAGUUAUGCCCUCCUGCAGCUGCAAAGAGUUCUGUUCCACUGAAGCAUCCUUCACUGGAAAAACUGGUAUCUCUGGCCUGUCAGGGAAAUGUUUUGCUCCUGCAGUUGUUGACUGUUCACACUUCAUCCACGGAGAGACCUGUUCUCUCUGAUUCAGAUGAUCAACACCUGAAAACCUGAGCUUUGACAGCAAAGUGAUUUGUUUUGCUGAAUUUUUUUUUGUUUUAGCUGUGAGAAACUAACCAGAUCAUUCUUAAGUUUCUACAUUUUGACUGUCUUCAUCUAGGACCAGACCAAAGAAAAAGAUCCUGAAUGAAUUUUGCUCUCCUGUUAUUUUAUUCUUUCUGUCCAGGACAAAGCUAAAUCGCCACAGUCAGUCUGAAGAGCAGCUGCUGGCAUGUUCGAGGAGCGAGGAGCCGCUCCUGGAUAAGCUGCCAUGUCUGUAUCACAGCGUGGCUCCAGACUCCUGGUGUGAUCAGGCCUCCCUGCUGACACGCCUGCGCACCAUAAUCUGGGAGGAGCAAAAGAAGAUUGUCUGGGUGGAGCCUGAUCUGUGGUGAAGGGGAAAUGAGAACAGAGAAGGAUCUUUUAAAAUAUAGAAAAUAUGCAAACAUAAGAAGGAUCAUUUCCAUGAGGGCUAUUUAUCAUUACUGUAAAUAAUCAGAAUCAUUUGGAAGAAUAUAAUAUAACAUAUUAUAAACGUGUAUGUAUCUAUGAUACUUCUGAGUAAGUCGGUGAAGGAGGACUGUCAUGAUGUGCUUUAUACUUAAUUUUCAAAAUCCUUUGUCCAUUUUCACCAAGAAACAUGUAUGUCACUUCUGUUUUGAGGCCUUUGUUUUUAAACAAAUACAUUUAAACAUUUUAUAAAACAUCACAGCAGAUGGACAGCGUUCAAUAUUUCCCAAUAAGAAAAACAUCCACUUUGAAACUUCUUGCUAUAACCCUUUUGUUUCACAUCUCCACUUGUCUGCUUCACUGGCAUUCAUAAACAUUCCUCAUAAGUUUACUGUCAGCUUUUUAAAAACAGCGCAAGGCAGCCCUCAGGUUUUUAAAAGUUGUAUUGGCAGAAUUGACCGUUUUUGAUGAAGUCUACUUUAAUAGUUUGCACAACCUCAGAUAAAAUUUCCUGACCUAUUUUAGUACUUUUACUUCUCAUGAUGGUGACAUUUGAAACUACUCAUGAUGUCUUAGUUCAAGUGUGCAUCAAAGUAUUUUUAAGAAGCACAAAGACGCUACAGCUACAAGAAGAUGGACAGUUUUUUAAAAUAAAAAGGAAGGUAUUAUGCUUUUACACAGUAUAUAUAUGAAAAAUGGGCGAAGUUUGAGAUUGUAAGGAUGAAUGUAGUUGGAGUAAUUUCAUGAUACUGAACGGCUUGUCUGCAAGGUUUCCUAAGUGCUAAGUGUUACAUGAGAGGUACAUGAGAUUUGAUCAAAUUUGACUUCAGUGAGAAGAGAACUCCUCCUAAAGAGCACAAUGAAUGCAACACUCACCAAACUGACACCACCAUCUCUGAUCUUUGUCAUUACCAUUUGUCUGCUCCAGAACUGUACAAGUCAAAUUUGGGGUCCAUAUUUGUCACUUAAAUGAACACAGGAAUUUGUAGCUUGGCAAUAGUGGAGGAGGCAUCCAGAGUCCUGGGGAGACGCUUAUAUAGAAACAGUAGUUAACAUGAGUUGUUUCAGCUUCACUGAGUAUUUCUGAAAGUUUUUCAAAUGUCCACUGCUUUGGCUCUAUUUUAUUCUGUUGUAUAAAUAAAUACUUGAAAAAGGAA
Messenger RNA from Xyrichtys novacula (pearly razorfish), 27286 nucleotides. The record is from the annotation of a GenBank genome assembly. Lineage: Eukaryota; Metazoa; Chordata; Actinopteri; Labriformes; Labridae.